Messenger RNA from Merops nubicus (carmine bee-eater), 837 nucleotides. It is a transcript of the gene EIF2B2, whose product is annotated as eukaryotic translation initiation factor 2B, subunit 2 beta, 39kDa. Lineage: Eukaryota; Metazoa; Chordata; Aves; Coraciiformes; Meropidae. Gene Ontology annotation, molecular function: translation initiation factor activity; guanyl-nucleotide exchange factor activity. Gene Ontology annotation, cellular component: eukaryotic translation initiation factor 2B complex. Gene Ontology annotation, biological process: translational initiation. The record is from RefSeq and is a predicted model, not a curated record.
GCACGCCGUGCGGGGACGGUCCCAGCCUGGCUGUGCCCCCGCGCUCUCCCGAGGCUGAAGGGCUGCUCUCUCCGCAGGCUUCAUGGGCGCAGUGAGGAGAUAUCCCUCCACAAACUCCUGACUUCUGGAGGACUGAGCGAGGAUUUCAAUACCCCUUAUCCUCCUCUCAGAGCUAACGUUAUUGAAGCUAUUAACGAGCUGCUCAUAGAGCUAGAGGGCACCACGGAGAACAUCGCUAUGCAGGCGCUGGAGCACAUCCACUCCAACGAGGUGAUCAUGACCAUCGGCUACUCGCGCACCGUGGAGGCCUUCCUGAAGGAGGCUGCCCGCAAGAGGAAGUUCCAGGUCAUCGUGGCAGAGUGCGCGCCCUUCUGCCAGGGUCACGAAAUGGCUGUCCGACUGUCUAAAGAGAGCAUUGAAACUACUGUCAUGAGCGAUGCAGCUAUUUUUGCUGUCAUGUCUCGAGUCAACAAGGUCAUUAUUGGUACAAAGACGAUCCUGGCCAACGGCGCCCUGAUUGCUGUGAGUGGGACUCACACUCUGGCACUGGCAGCUAAGCACCACUCCACACCGCUCAUCGUGUGUGCCCCCAUGUUUAAGCUUUCACCACAGUUCCCUAAUGAAGAAGAUUCAUUCCACAAGUUUGUGUCACCACAGGAAGUGCUGCCAUUCACAGAAGGGGAGAUCCUGGCGAAGAUAAACAUUCACUGCCCGGUGUUUGACUACGUCCCGCCCGAGCUCAUCACUCUCUUCAUUUCCAACAUCGGGGGGAACGCGCCUUCCUACAUCUACCGCCUCAUGAGCGAGCUCUACCACCCCGACGACUACGAGCUCUAA